Molecule: messenger RNA, 3396 nt
Organism: Acanthaster planci (crown-of-thorns starfish)
Lineage: Eukaryota; Metazoa; Echinodermata; Asteroidea; Valvatida; Acanthasteridae
Gene: usf2
Product: upstream transcription factor 2, c-fos interacting
Biological process (GO): regulation of transcription by RNA polymerase II
Molecular function (GO): protein dimerization activity; RNA polymerase II cis-regulatory region sequence-specific DNA binding; DNA-binding transcription factor activity, RNA polymerase II-specific
Source: RefSeq, a predicted model, not a curated record
GUUGCCACCUCACACACUCGUAACCCAGUUCAGGAGAUAAUUACUACGCCAACCGGAAAACAGACUGCAAUUCCUUGUCAGUCAAGAGAGGAAUUCUCAUUUUCCACCUCGAAGCAUACUGAAAGUUUGAAUAAUAUGAAUGCACUGACUCAGUAUUGAGAACAGGACACUUUUUUUCAAGAUGAAAAUUUGUACUCGCUUUGCGGAGCGAUAUGUGUGUGAAUAGUCACCCUAUGUAAAAGCGCACGAAAUAACGCUACAGAAUGGAAAGGUGGAUGAGGAAGCGGCCAUUUUGUUUCAAUGUCACAUGUACACCCACAUGACCCAGUGUUUGGCCCCGUGACUUACUGCAGCCUCCCUGAUUCGUUUGCGGUCCCUUCUCUCAGCAAAACCACAUGGAUAUGUUAGAACAGGCCUUGGAACCCAGUGGACAAGAAAAGAGUGACCAAGAACUUCAAGGCAAAGAUGAUGGGGAGAUUGGGUCAGGGUCUGAAGACACCACCGUCAUUGCCAGUUCUACGCCGUUUGGAACUGAAAACAUUCACUACCAAUUUCGAACGGACAGCAAUGGACAGAGCCAAGUGACAUAUCGAGUGGUGCAGGUGGACCCUGAUGCCACAAACAGUACAUCGGCAGUCAAUGUUGUCACGACUACAUCAUUCCCACAAGGCGGCCAGGCAGUCACUCAGGUCAUUCAGAGUCCAUUCAGUAAUGGUGAGAGUCCGACCUCAGACGCACCUGCUGGCGAGACCAGAUUUACCUAUUUCCCCACCUCUGCCGUGGUCACCGAUCCUAGCAUCAUCACACAACAAGCCGAGGCAUCUCUAGCAAAUGCCUCCGCAUCAGGAGGUCAGUUUUACGUGAUGAUGUCACCUCAAGAUGUGUUGCAAGGAGCUGCCCAGAGAACCAUUGCCCCAAGAACACACACAUUCACUCCUAAAAUUGAUGGAGCCCGCACAGCGAGGGACGACAGGAGAAGAGCGACACAUAAUGAAGUGGAACGCCGGAGGAGAGACAAGAUUAAUAACUGGAUUGUUAAACUUUCCAAGCUGGUUCCUGAAUGUGCUGCGGACCAAGGCAAAUCACAGCAGAGCAAAGGUGGUAUUUUAUCCAAAACCUGCGAUUACAUCAUCGACCUGAGAACCUCAAAUGCCCGCAUGGCUGAAACAGUCAAGGAGCACGAACGCAUCUCUGUUGACAACGAGUUGCUACGGCAACAGGUGGAGGAACUCAAGAACGAGAACACUCUCUUGAGGGCGCAAUUGCAGCAGCACGGAAUUGAAAUUGUCAGUGCUACUAUGGACAACUCCUAAGACUGUGAUAUAAUAUACUGACGUAUAUAUUGCAGUGUGUAAUAUACUGACACUCAGCAUAUCAUAUACUGAUAUGAUAUAGUGAGUGCUGGAUGACCUCCAAGGGAACAUAAGAGGCAAUGGUACAAAAAUCUGGAGGUGUUCCUGAAAGGCCUGGAGUUUUGUAGAAGCUGUUAUUUGCUUGGCUUACCACGCUGCAUCAAUAGCUAUUUGACAUGCAUUAGAAAAUUAGUGUAAGGGAUUGGCUCACAAGUUGGAAUGUUUCUGUUCCUUUUUAGGAAUACUCCAUUUGUUAUAUGGCACAUUCAGGCAUCUGGAGAUGCAUGAGCAUUCAGAGAUACAUGUAAUUCCAUUUAAAAGUAUCUGUCUAUACAAGGUCAUCCCUUUUACAAAAUGCGUGUGCGAUCCAAAUUGUUCCAAAACAGCAUUCUUGUCAAAGGCGUAAUGAGUUCAGGUGUGAAAUGACUGAUCUCAAGAAAAAUUCCAUCAUUGAAUGACAAUAUAAAACACGAAACACAAAAUUUUAAGAUGAGGUCUUUUUCGGUUUGCAACUUUUCCAUGCAGGGCAUGUGUUGUAGUUUGAAUCACGUUAUUAGAGAGAAAGUGGUAAGUUGUAACAAUUAUUUUUUUACAGUUAUUUGUGGUACGUUCUGGUCUUGAUUCAAGUUGUUAUUGUUGACUUGAAAAAUCACAUUCAACAGCAUCUGUGUGUUAAGUUGUGGUUUUUUAUUUUUAGAUUUUACACCUUUUUGUAGAUCUUUUAGAGUAGUAGCAACGACAGCAAACUUUAGUUUCUGGUUCCAGGUUUUUGAUUUCAAAUACCUGCAAGACAGCAAGACUGAUUCUUUUGUUCAUGUUUUCCCUCAAAACUCAAUAUGGUUCCUUUGUUUUAUCCUAUUAAAUAAUUUUGUAGGAGCCAAAAUUAUUUGUGUAAAUACUUAUGAGAGUAAUAUUUUUCCAAGCAAAGUGCUCACACUACAGUGAACCACACACAUUUUUUGUCAUUCUUUAAGUUUAUUUGACAUGUACGUGUAUGUGUAGCUGUUAGAGAUUUGCCACAUGUUGAUACAUUGUUGAAGAUGCAUACAAAUCACAGCCUGUUGUUUCCAAUAUCCCCUCAGAUUCCCUCAAUAGCUCAUCAUUCCUUAUUAAGUGCAAGAUUGUCUUGCAAAAUAUUUUCAUAUUGAGACCAUUUUGAAUUUUCAUAUAGCAUACUAGACCAGUUUGGUUCGUGUUACAUUUCUUGCCUUUCAUCUUUGUGGUCUGAGGUUCCAAUCCCACCUUUUAUUAAUCUGUGGGUUUCCUUUUAGAGUAUUUUUCUGGUGCAUCUUUCAAAUUUUCUCCUUGGCCAUCGAUCCACAGGUUUUUCCGGAAUGCUUGGCCAAAGGACUUCUUGAUUCUGUUUCCAGUAACACAGUGAAAAGUUAAAAAUUAUAAAUUGCCGGUCAAGUUGAAUGAGAAAAAAGAAAUGAAGAAUGAAUGAGAAAUGGAGUACUGCAUGGCAGUCAUAUUACUGGUGUAGAGUCGCAUUAUCGCACGCAGUCGAGGUUUUGUGGCUGUGGAGCCAUUUAUUUAUAUACACUAUUAUAUAGCAGAACUACCGCUACAGAGCCGUUACAGAGUAAUACUAUGACUGUAAAAUACGGCUGCAAUCAUUUGCUGCUAGUAAGUUAAGAUAGAACUGCAUUACGGCUACAGAGUCGUUUCAAGGUUGCUGAGCAGUUCAUGGCUACGGCUACGGCCACACAGCCAAAGCAAGACAAGAUCAUUAAUGUAAUUUUAUUCGCAAGGUUACUUUCUCUCCACUUGGUAUUAGAAGUUAAGAAAGGUAGAAUGUAGAAUUGUGUACAUGUUAACUCGGAUGUGUCUGGUAUACAUAGCCUCAUUCCGGAAGGAAGUUUUAGUUUCGAAAUCACAUUCAAAGUAAUUUUACCGUUGGCGUGUGAAUAUGAAAUAAGAUUGUACAGUUUAAAUUAAUUUAAAGAUAACUUUUUCAAAACGGUAUUGAUAUUGAUAUUUGAAAGAGGGUUAAGGGAUUUUGACUAUUGAAUAAAACAAUGCUGUACAGGUUGAGAGGCAUGAA